This is a messenger RNA of Dromaius novaehollandiae (emu), 1947 nucleotides long. RefSeq names its product dopamine beta-hydroxylase (gene DBH). Gene Ontology annotation, biological process: octopamine biosynthetic process; norepinephrine biosynthetic process; dopamine catabolic process. The record is from RefSeq and is a predicted model, not a curated record. Gene Ontology annotation, molecular function: copper ion binding; dopamine beta-monooxygenase activity. NCBI's taxonomy places the organism in Eukaryota, Metazoa, Chordata, Aves, Casuariiformes, Dromaiidae. Gene Ontology annotation, cellular component: secretory granule membrane.
AUGCAAUUAAAGAGCCUCGCUUACCCGGCUUGCCCAGGAGGGCCAGCACAUAAAUGGCAAAAGCGCGGCGCGCAGGUGUUUGCCAGCAUGCAGACCUCCGGGAGCAAGCCGUGCCCCUGCCCCAGCUUCAAGCUGCGGGAGCUGGUGUCCAUGUACUUCACCAUGAUCGCGGUCUUCCUGGUGGUGCUGGUGGUGGCCCUGCAAGGCACGGCUCCCCGGGAGGACUACUUCCCCUACAAGGUGCCGCUGGACCCCCAGGGGCUGCUCGAGCUGUCCUGGAACGUCAGCUACUCCCGGCAAGUGGUGCAUUUCCAGAUCUUGGUCAAGGACCCGAAGUUCGGGCUCCUCUUCGGGAUGUCGGACCGGGGCGAGUUCGAGAACGCGGACCUGGCCGUGCUCUGGAGCGACGGGCGCAACUCGUAUUUCGGGGAUGCCUGGAGCGAUGAGAAGGGGCGGCUCCGCAUGGAUUCCCAGCAGGACUACCAGCUCCUCGGGGCGCAGAAGGCCCCCGAGGGCCUCUACCUCCUCUUCCGAAGAGCCUUCAGCACCUGCGACCCCAAGGACUACGUUAUAGAGGAUGGCACCGUGCACCUCAUCUACGGGAUCCUGGAGAAGCCGGUCCAUUCCCUGCAAGCCAUCAACACCUCCGCCAUCCCCAGGGGUCUGCAGCGGGUGCAACUGCUAAAGCCCAACAUCACCGUCCCUGAACUGCCCAGCGACGUGAAGACCAUGGAGAUAACAGCCCCUGACGUCGUCAUUCCCAGCCAGGAGACAACCUACUGGUGCUACAUGGCAGAGCUUCCAGAAAGCUUUCCCAAACAUCACAUUAUCAUGUAUGAGCCCGUGAUCACGGCCGGCAACGAGGCCCUCGUCCACCACAUGGAAGUCUUCCAGUGCGCAGCGGAGUUUGACAGCUUUCCCCACUACAACGGGCCCUGCGAUUCCAAGAUGAAGCCAGAGCGGCUGAACUUCUGUAGGCACGUGCUGGCGGCAUGGGCCAUGGGGGCACAGGCCUUCUACUAUCCCGAAGAAGCAGGUCUUGCCUUUGGUGGUCCAGGCUCUUCCAAAUAUCUGCGCCUUGAGGUUCAUUACCACAAUCCCCUGGUGUUCGAAGGUCGCCGUGACUCCUCGGGGAUCCGUCUCUAUUACACGGCCACCCUGCGCCGCUACGACGCCGGCAUCAUGGAGCUCGGCUUGGUCUACACGCCGGUGAUGGCCAUCCCCCCGGGGGAAGCCGAGUUCCUGCUGACGGGGUACUGCACCGACAAGUGCACCCGGCUGGCGCUGCCGGCCGCGGGCAUCCACAUCUUCGCCUCGCAGCUCCACACGCACCUGGCCGGAAGGAAAGUGGUGACAGUGCUGGCGCGGGACGGGAGGGAGCGGCAGGUCGUGAACGCGGACAGUCACUACAGCCCUCACUUCCAGGAAAUCCGCAUGCUAAAGGAGGUGGUUCCCGUUUUUCCCGGCGACGAGCUCAUCACCACCUGCACGUACAACACGGAGGACAGGAGCCGAGCGACGGUGGGCGGGUUCGGCAUCAUGGAGGAGAUGUGCGUGAACUACGUGCACUACUACCCGCAGACGCAGCUGGAGCUGUGCAAAAGUGCUGUGGACCCUGGCUACCUGCACAGAUACUUCAACCUUGUCAACAGGUUCAACGACGAGGAGGUCUGCACGUGCCCGCAGGUCUCCGUCCCGCAGCAGUUUGCCUCUGUCCCUUGGAACACGUUCAACAGGGACGUGCUCAGAGCCCUCUACGGCUUUGCGCCGAUCUCGAUGCACUGCAAUAAAUCCUCAGCUGUCCGGUUCCCGGGCAAAUGGGAGAAGCAGCCGCUUCCCGCCGUCACCGAGACGCUGCGGGAGCCCGCGCCGCGCUGCCCGCCUGCCCCAGCGCCUCGGCCGGCCUCCCCCGUCCCCGUCAGCCUGGGCAGGAGCAGGAGGGACUGA